Messenger RNA from Loa loa (African eye worm), 240 nucleotides. RefSeq lists its product as hypothetical. Lineage: Eukaryota; Metazoa; Nematoda; Chromadorea; Rhabditida; Onchocercidae. The coding region runs from base 1 to 240 and encodes 79 amino acids. The record is from RefSeq and is a predicted model, not a curated record. The transcript has 2 exons.
AUGUAUCGCACGGUUGUUUUGUCAUUUCUUUUGCAACUAUUGUUAUGGAAGCAGUUACAUUUAUGUCAUGCGGCAAAAACUGCUAAAUCAAAUGUUGUACAGUAUGCCCCAAAAGGAAUAUUUGCAGUACCACUUUGCUGUGAAGAACCGUGGGAUUUUGAUGGAGAUGCAGGACGAUGUAUGCUAGAUAUGGUAUAUACUUUCCCUUUUGGUAGGUCAGUAUCGCGGGAUGGGAAUUAG